AUGGUAAAAAGCUUAGCAUCAUCACCUAAACAUUGCUGUAUCCACAAGGUUUCAGAUCACAUUCGCAAAUCGAACGAAGAAGCUUAUACUCCUCAGGUGAUAUCAAUAGGGCCUUUUCAUCGUAAUAAGAACCGAAAAUUGCAAAAGAUGGAAGACUUUAAAUUGAGAUAUCUCAAGAGUUUCAUAGACCGAGCUGAAACAAAGUUGGAAGAUAUAGUGAGCACUAUUAAAGGUGCGGAAGAAAGUGUUCGGGAAUGUUAUUCGGAGACUAUACCACUUGUAAGUGAUGAUUUUGUGAAAAUGAUCCUGCUUGAUGCCAGCUUCAUUAUCGAGUAUUUCUGGAAAAACAAGACGAAAGGGAACUGGACCGAGUAUGACCUGGAAAUAUUAAACCCUUGGUUGUGCAAUAGGAUGCACAUGGACUUGAUAUUACUUGAAAAUCAGCUUCCUUUCUUUAUUAUUGAGAAAAUAUAUGACACUGCAUUUCCAUCUAGCUCAGAAGGCCACCCCUUCAUUGAGCUUAGCUUUUGCCAGUUUGAAUAUUACAACUAUCAAAAAUUUGAUCAUGAAAAAUUUGUUCAUCAUGAUCCUGAUCGUGAUUCUGGGUCGUCGGGAAUAUUUAUAUUGCACUUCACUGACUUGGUUAGAAACUUUUGCAUGCCUCCUUACGAAAGCUGGCGACCGAAAAGAAGUGCAAAAAGUUUGAAGGAAAUGUACAGUGCAGCUCAGCUGAAUGAGGUAGGAUUGAAGUUUAAGAAGAGAGAGUCAAUCAAUAAUAAUUUGUCAACUCUUGAACUAAAAUAUGCAGACGGAGUGCUGGAAAUCCCACCCUUUCAGUUAGACAGUAGCACGGAGAUUUAUGCUCGGAACCUCGUCGCCUUUGAGGAAUGUCACUAUCGUUCAGAUCCAUAUAUUACUGAUUACUAUAUCAUGUUAAGUAUGCUUAUCAAAACAGUCAAAGAUAUGGAUGUACUUGUACGAGAGCAGAUCAUUGAUAAUUGGCUGGAUGGCGUCGUGGCAACUUCAAUGAUCAACAAGCUGUACAUGUCCGGUGAAAAAAGUUUAUAUAUUGAAAUGAACUCUCAUUAUCAACAAAUGGCUGAAGAGUUGAACGAAUUCUAUAAAGCCCGCGUGACUUAUCUUCAGAUUAUGAUGGCUAUCGUGAAACGUGAUUAUUUUUGCAACCCUUGGAGGGGUGCUGCCACCAUAGGCGGCAUUCUCUUGUUGCUGCUCACUGUCAUACAAACUGUAUGUGCUCUCAUCUCGGUGAAGAAUUAG
Juglans regia (Persian walnut) is the source of this 1278-nucleotide messenger RNA. Its product is annotated as UPF0481 protein At3g47200-like. The transcript has a single exon. NCBI's taxonomy places the organism in Eukaryota, Viridiplantae, Streptophyta, Magnoliopsida, Fagales, Juglandaceae. The coding region runs from base 1 to 1278 and encodes 425 amino acids. The record is from RefSeq and is a predicted model, not a curated record.